Molecule: messenger RNA, 1515 nt
Organism: Xyrauchen texanus (razorback sucker)
Lineage: Eukaryota; Metazoa; Chordata; Actinopteri; Cypriniformes; Catostomidae
Product: persulfide dioxygenase ETHE1, mitochondrial-like
Exons: 7
Coding region: 194-1042 (282 amino acids)
Biological process (GO): hydrogen sulfide metabolic process; glutathione metabolic process
Molecular function (GO): sulfur dioxygenase activity
Source: RefSeq, a predicted model, not a curated record
UACGUAAUUACUAAUGUCUGCAUGAUUACGUCACACGCGUGCGCACUAUAUUCUCCAGUGAUUGCGGAGUGAUUGACAGUUACGUGUUUAUAGUCGUCGAAAGUUCAUUAUCACGCCGCAAUCUGAUCAGACCUCAGACUAGCGUCACCAAACCGGUUUAAGACGGAGAACUAGUCGUUCACAGAGGAGUGAAAUGAGUGCAGCUGUGUUACUGAACGGACUGAAACCAGCUAUUAGCGUCGCGCUCCGGUCGUGCAGCCGCAGAAUCUCCCGCAUUGAUCCGAUCGAUCACGGAAGUCCCGUAUUCACUCCCCACCGAUUCUACAUCGGAAUGAUGGGGACUCAAGGUGUGCUGUUCAGACAGUUGUUUGAGGCUGAAAGCAGCACGUACACAUACCUGCUGGCUGAUAGAGACUCCAGAGAGGCCGUUCUCAUCGAUCCUGUACUGGAAACAGUGGACCGAGACCUGAAGCUCAUCAGUGAUCUGGGCCUUACACUUACAGUGGCUGCGAAUACUCACUGUCAUGCGGAUCACAUCACUGGCACCGGACUGCUGAAGAAGAAGGUGGUUGGAUUAAAGAGUGCCAUUUCCAAACACAGCGGAGCCACUGCAGACAUACUGCUCUCUGACGGAGACCAAAUCGCUUUCGGAAAACAUUGUCUGACGGUGCGCGAGACUCCGGGACACACGGACGGAUGUGUAACGUACGUCACUGGAGAUCACUGUAUGGCGUUCACCGGUGACGCGCUCCUCAUACGGGGCUGCGGACGAACGGACUUUCAGCAAGGUUGUCCAAAGAGAUUGUACGAGUCUGUUCAUAAGAGGAUCUUCACGCUACCUGGGCAUUGUUUCAUCUUCCCCGCACAUGACUACAAGGGUCAAACGGUGUCCACUGUUGACGAGGAGAAGAAGUUUAACCCUCGCCUGACCAAAACAAUGGAUGAGUUUGUGAACAUCAUGAACAAUCUCAAUCUACCCAAACCCAAGAAAAUAGAUAUAUCAGUGCCUGCAAACUUGGUGUGUGGACUUCACGAUGUUUGAACAUUAUAAAGAAAUCCAGCGUGACAUGCAUUUUUUUAAGAAGUCAAAUGUACUUUUAUGUCGCACAUCCUCCCAUAUAGCCACGGACGUCACCUUCAGACUACAUGCAGUGUUUGUAAUUGCAUUAAUAAACUUCUUAAUCAGGGUUGAAAAGAAUGAAAGUGUAACUGAAAUAUCAAACUGUGCUUUCUAUAAAUUCUUGAACAUUUUUACAUGAAAAUAUUUCUGCAUUUCAUUAAAAUAUGCCUCAAUAUCGUACUUGCCUUAUAUCAGGCGAAUUGCUAAAUAUUGUAUGGACAAAUGCUUCAUCAUAAAUCGCUUAAAUGCUUUAGAUAAUCACAAGUGCAACAAGAUGGUAAACACUUGCGUAAUUUGCAAUGUUACAAUUUUAUUAUGUGUGAUGUUAUGACCGAUUUAUGAGAACAUUAUGAAAAUAUAAUUAAUAAAUGUGUUUGGUGGAACCGCAGUUGCUU